AUGAAGGGGAUGAUCGCAGGGCAGAAGCAGAGCGGGAAGAAGACCAUGAAUAUGGCGUCAGUUUCACCUACUCACCCAGGCUUCGGGAGAUCAGGGAAGAGCUUCCUCAUCGACAAUCUGCUGCGCUCGGCGGGGCCAUCCUCUUCAUCAUCCUCGCCCAACUCAGAUGGACCAACAGGUGGGUUCUUCAGGGGUCCACUGACCGGCCACCACAGGAGAACCUGGGGCCCUCAGCAUGUUGUCUACGAGGGCCAGAGUCAGAACUGUAAACGAGUCAAAGACAGGGUGCUCCCUCCUCGGUCACACUCAGGCCUGUUGAGCAGUGUGUUUCUACGAGGCCCUCAGUAUCUACUGGCAGCAGUGUGCUGUGGUGGGUCCAGCCCUCCGUCUGUCUUUUCUGAGGGAGCCAACAUUCCCAUGUGGUCUCCGGAUACGAGCCCCAAAUCCCGGCGAGGGAUCCUGAGGAGAGCGGUGUUCUCUGAGGAACAGAGGAAGGAGCUGGAGAAAACGUUUAAGAGACAGAAGUACAUCAGCAAGACAGACAGGAACAAACUGGCAGCAGAUCUCAGCCUGAAGGAGUCUCAGGUGAAGAUCUGGUUCCAGAACCGGAGGAUGAAGUGGAGGAACUGUAAGGAGAAGGAGGCCCACAGCGGCCGCUCCCCCAUGGAAGAGCUCAUGUCCCGGGGCUGCAAACAGGAAGAGGAGGCACCAGAGAGCACGGGCACGGCAUUAGACAGAUCAUCAUCACAGCAGUGGGACAGGGAAACAGGAGUUACCAUAGAGAAAGAGCCAUGCAAGAAACGUGUGACUUUGAUACAGCCAAUGAGUCUGCACAGACACACUAUGACCUCUGACCCCUGAGAGGAUGAAAGACUGAGGGAAACCACUGGGCAAAAACUGGUUGAAUCAACGUUGUCUCCACAUCAUUUCAACAAAAAAUUAUACAUGAUGUUGAAUCAACGUGGAAACUGAUUGGAUUGGAAAAAAGUCAUCAACAUAAAAGGCAAUUGAGUCUUUUUUUCAUCCAACGUUUUACCUAAAUCCAACGGCAUGGUAACAUUUUUUGUUGAUUUCACAUUGAAUUCAUGUUAGUUGACAACUCAACCAAAUGUAAACCAAAACUAGAAGUUGAAAUGACAUCUGUGCCCAGUGGGAAGAUGAGGGUCAGUGUUGUGAGGCAUGAUUGAAAAGGGACUGUCUGAGCAUUGGAUAAAACGACUAACACUCCAUAACAAUAAAAUACUCGUCAUUUUAAUAUUGUGUGGGUUGCUAUUGUGUAGCAACAUUUUGUAGACUGACUAAAAGUGUUUUUGAAUGUGUUUUUGGAAAGUGUUUUUGAAUGAUCAAUACAAAUCUCAAAAACAAAACAUUUAUUAGACCAUACAUUGUAUAUUAACACACAUUGAAGGUUAGUCAGCUACACACAACCAUAAAUGCUUUAAUUAACAUGUAAUAUUGUUUUCAGAAUGUUUGUUUUACUCCUAACUGGAAAAAAAAUCUGUAAAUAAAAUA
Messenger RNA from Oncorhynchus gorbuscha (pink salmon), 1512 nucleotides. Its product is annotated as homeobox protein DBX2-like. Bases 1 to 861 code for a protein of 286 amino acids. The transcript is spliced from 4 exons. Gene Ontology annotation, biological process: regulation of transcription by RNA polymerase II. Gene Ontology annotation, molecular function: DNA binding; DNA-binding transcription factor activity, RNA polymerase II-specific. The record is from RefSeq and is a predicted model, not a curated record. NCBI's taxonomy places the organism in Eukaryota, Metazoa, Chordata, Actinopteri, Salmoniformes, Salmonidae.